Dicrocoelium dendriticum is the source of this 5328-nucleotide messenger RNA. NCBI's taxonomy places the organism in Eukaryota, Metazoa, Platyhelminthes, Trematoda, Plagiorchiida, Dicrocoeliidae. The record is from the annotation of a GenBank genome assembly.
AAGAUAACUCUUAUCUUUCGUGUACAAUUUACUUGUUGACCGAUUGUACAUUACUCCUUCUUGUUUUAAUCUUACAACCGGCUCGACACACAACUGCCUUGUAAGUUCCCGCGCUCACGUGUACGCUCUUGCCUCGCUUCAUCCGUCCGUUUCUUGUUGUAGUCCCAUCGAAUACAGUCCGCUGUGUCCGACUCCAAUUGCCUUCUGAUAUCCGCGCUUAAUUCCGCGCACCGUCUCGGACUAGUAUUAACUAGUCCUACAAAUUGGUGACCCCGAUUCGCACGCGCGAAUUCAACAUUUAUUUUCUCGUUUGUAUUUUUGGUGAGUUCGUUCCUUUUUCUCGAUUAUAUACGUAUAUUCAUUUGUUUCUUGCGUAAUUUUAGUACUUUUAUCGUAUUUUGUUCGUUAUUUAUCUUUCGACUCACAUUUCGAGAGUGGCAUCUGAGUCGUUUCACAGCGUAACCAUGCUUACUUUGGCUGUUCCAAGUUUCAUGGAACACAGUCCAGAAGUUUGGUUUAAGAUAUUCGAGAUCGAACUAGAAAAUAAGGGCAUAACGGCGGACCGUCCAAGGUACAAUCAGCUCGUCCCACGCCUUCCUCCGUCGGUAGUGACGCUGAUUGAGGACAUUCUACUCUGCCCAUCGAAUGAGGCAAAGUAUGAAACGAUGAAGCAAGCGAUAUUGAAAGAGUUACGACCCAGCGCACGAACACGAUUUGAGCAGCUCAAUGGUCUCAAGCUUGGAGAUCGCAAGCCGUCGGCAUUGCUCCGCGAACUUCAGCGCAUCGCUGGUCCCUUAUUCUUGAGCGAAGAAGGGAUAAAGGAGCUGUGGUUUGCACGUCUCCCAGAGCCAUUGCCGGUAAUGCUGUCCAUGUUUAUAGAUGCACCCUUGAAAGACUUAGCUACCAAGGCAGACGCUGCGUUCGAACGUUUUCCGCAGCAGACGACCAGUAACUCCGGUGACGUAUUCUCACCGAUGAAAACCGAAUCCCAUGUUUGUUCCCAGUCGCUAGACCGAUCUGACUCUAAAGACGAGGAAAUUGCGCUACUUCGCAGCAGGAUAGCAGCAAUGAAGGCUUCGAAGCAGCGGGUGCCACGGUCAAAUGCUGACCACGUUUUGGCUACCGUUCAUUGCGGCUCGUCUGUGCCUGCACCGAGUACGUCACGUUCGGCACGAAAGCGCCACAUUUUCCUUACAAGUUCUCAGUCAGAUAAGGUCAAGCCCGUCGAAGAAGUAUGUUGGUAUCACCGCCAAUACGGUGGAAGAGCUAGACGUUGUCGGGCUCCCUGCAUUAGGCACGACCCAGGGAAAACGAAUAGCCCGCAUACUAGCACUACAAACGUAGCAUGCAAUAACCAAGCAAACCGACUGUUUUACGUUAAGGAUCGACGUUCUUCCAUCACGUUCCUCAUCGACACGGGAGCGGAAGUCAGCGUCAUCCCAGCGACCGCUAGCGACAAGCACUCGAAGCCGACGUACAAUUUGCGUGCGGCCAACGGUUCUCCGAUAGCUUCAUUCGGUCAGCGCAUGAUGAACCUAGACCUCAAUCUCCGCCGAGAUUUUCAGUGGGUCUUCAUGGUUGCGUCUGUACCCUUCGCGAUUAUCGGUAUCGACUUCCUCCGACAUUUUGGGUUGCUUGUUGAUGCUGGUCGCCACAGACUUUUAGACGAUCGUACGAAACUAGGUGUUGAUGGUGUCCUUUCAGAUGCCCCGAUAAUCAGCCCUGUAUUUCGAAUCGCAGACGCACCGUCCGACUACUUGAGCCUCCUCUCCGAAUACCCGCGACUGGUUCGACCGGCUGCAGAGCUUCCACCAGUCACAACAGAGGUCGCUCACCACAUAGUUACGCGCGGUCAACCAGUUAGCGCACGGCCAAGACGGCUUGCUCCAGACAAACUACGGGCAGCACGAGCCGAAUUUGACCACAUGCUUCAACUUGGUAUCGUCAGACCGUCCAACAGCCCAUGGGCGUCGCCUCUGCACAUGGUCCCGAAGAAGGUUGUGGGGGACUGGCGUCCUUGCGGCGACUAUCGAUCCUUGAAUACGGUAACCACGCCUGAUCGCUAUCCGAUCCCACACAUAGUGGAUCUCACCGCCAGUCUGGCGGGUAAAAGUAUCUUCAGCAAAAUCGACUUGGUACGCGCAUACAACCAAAUUCCGGUAGCCGAGGCGGACAUCGCUAAAACUGCCGUGACGACUCCAUUUGGUUUGUUCGAGUUUCUGCGUAUGCCAUUUGGUCUAAAGAACGCCGCGCAAACUUUUCAGCGUUUCAUCGACCAAGUUUGUCGCGGCUUAGACUUCGCUUACGCGUAUCUUGACGACAUUUUAAUCGCAAGCUCUUCACGAGAAGAGCACAUACGCCACGUACGAACACUUUUUGAUCGUUUAUCUCAACACGGGGUGACGAUCAACGCAGAAAAGUGUUCGUUUGGUGUCGAUUCAGUUAAUUUCCUGGGCCAUCGUAUCUCUUCUGCAGGCGUCGUGCCACUGCAAGAUAAAAUUCAAGCCAUUAUCGACUACCCCGAGCCUCAUUCUUUCAAACAGCUCAGGCGUUUUGAUGGCCUGGUCAACUUUUACCGUCGAUUUAUACCCAACUGCGCCUCUCUGAUGCAACCCCUCACGGACCUUCUCCGAGGGAAACUCAAGACGUUCGAAUUUCCUACCGCAGCACGCGCUGCUUUUAAGUCGCUGAAAGAGGCUAUCGCCAACAUAGCUUCCAUAGCGCAUCACGAUCCGACCGCCCCACUGUCCCUUAGUACUGACGCCUCGGACGUCGCGGUCGGCGCUGUUUUGCAGCAACGCGUAGCCGACACGUGGCAGCCCUUAGCGUUUUUCUCCAAACGCCUACAACCUACCGAAUCUCGCUACAGCACGUUCGGUAGAGAACUACUUGCCGUAUAUCUAGCGAUACGUCACUUUCGACACGUCCUAGAAGGCCGCUCCUUUGUCGUCUUCACCGACCACAAACCCCUAACUUACGUGCUCGGCUCGACUACCGACCGAUACUCUCCUAGAGAGUCGCGCCACCUUGACUAUAUCGCUCAGUUUACGACCGAUAUACGGCAUGUCUCAGGUGUGCACAACGCCGUCGCCGAUGCACUUUCCCGCAUUCAAGCUAUCUCCGCUGACGCCGGCACUGCUAUCGACUUGGCAGCCAUGGCCACAGCGCAACUCAACGACCCUGAGGUUGAUCUACUACGCAGGUCUCCCUCAUUGGACAUACGACCUGUUCCGCUGACAUCAUCAGACGGCACUAUACUGUGCGAUUUAUCUCUGGGCACGCCGCGCCCAGUCGUCCCACGUGAGUUUCGGCAGACCGUGUUCGACGCGUUGCACGGCUUGUCUCAUCCAGGCGUUCGUGCAUCGGUUAAACUCGUAACCGCACGAUUCGUUUGGCGCAAUGUUAAUCGGGACGUCCGUACCUGGGCAGCUGCUUGCCUUCCGUGUCAACGCGCGAAGGUGCACAAGCACACGAGAAGCCCAUUAGGCACUUUUCCGACGCCAGACGCACGCUUUCAUCACGUGCACGUCGACCUCGUAGGUCCUCUGCCGCCUUCCAAAGGCUCGGUAUAUCUACUGACCUGCAUCGAUCGAUUUACUAGAUGGCCUGAGGCCGUCCCUAUCCCAAAUUGCUCCUCGGAAACAGUAGCGAAAGCUUUUAUGGAGCGCUGGGUAGCUCAAUACGGCUGUCCCGCCAUCGUGACCACCGAUCGAGGGUCACAUUUUUCGUCAACGUUUGCCACGUUGCUUAAGGAUUUAGGCUGUCGCCACGUUCAGACGACAGCGUAUCAUCCGGCCGCUAACGGCAUGGUGGAGCGUUUUCACCGCCAGUUGAAGGCAGCGCUACGUGCGCACGCAGAUCCUUCAUGGUCUGAAACGCUUCCCCUCGUUCUCCUAGGUUUAAGAAACACGGUUAAGGCUGACUUCGACGCCACACCAGCGCAGCUAGUCUACGGUUGCACGCUGCGGUUGCCCGGACAGCUGGUAGCACCAGCCCCAUGUACUUCCACUUUUGACUACGGAAGUUACACUGAUCGAUUGGCUCACCAGAUGCGUGAGUUACGUCCACCCGCUCCUCGAUCGCAGAAGACACCAGUGUACGUGCCCGAGAAGCUGUCUACGUGUUCACACGUCCUUCUUCGCGCAGACGGUGUUCGACAGCCUCUUCAGUCGCCGUACAUAGGACCCUUCAAGGUGCUGCAUCGUGCGAGUAAGGCGUACACUAUUGACCGCGGUGGUCGACACGAAGUCGUCACCAUCGACCGUCUGAAACCCGCCUUUAUGGAAGAAACUACCUCGCCUACUUCGUCUAGUAGUGCCUCGUGCGACGUCACAACUCACCGUACCAAUUUUCCGCAUGCUAGUGAAGUCCAACCAGACCACGAUCACGGUCUGCAAGCUUCAGCAGUCCGACAUCACCCGAACCUAGUCCGCCGCCUCCCACGACCAAUCGCCGUGGUCGGGAGGUACGUAAGCCCGUUCGCUUCUCCGACUAUGUACAGUGUAAAUACUUUUAACUUUGUAGAUAUUGUAUAUAUUUGCCUCGUUUUUGGUCGAUUAACGUUUUGAAAACAAACAAAAAUAUCAAAAACCCCCGAAAAACCUUUUUCGAAAAAAAUAUUCAAAAACCAAAAAAUAUUUAAACACGCAGCUCAUUCGUUUGUUCUUUUUGGCGUUUUCUGCGCGUGUUUUUCUAUUUUCUCGUCUUUACAUGCCCCAACCCUCCCCUUCGAUCGACUGGCCCACACGAGGAACGUUUUCGAGGACCCUGACGCGAACACUGGUCGUUUCUCCGCGGGACGAGGGUCGCUUCUCCGCGGGACGAGGAUCGCUUCUCCGCGGGACGAGGAUCGCUUCUUCGCGGGACGAGGAUCGCUUCUCCGCGAGACGAGGGUCGCUUCUCCGUGGGACGAUGGUCGUUUUCUUCGUGGGACGAGGGUCGUUAUGGCGCGGGGCGGGGUGCGGCGGGGGGAGAGACCACUCCCAAGCGCACCGUUUGGCAGCAGCGGAGGUUGAGGUCCUGUCGGCCUUUUUCUGGGCUAGCCAGUUUUUUUGUAGUCCGACAAGCCCGCUCCAACGGCUCGCCGAAAUGCACCCUGCCCUGCAUUCAAUAAAUAACAAAGCAUAAACGGCACAGCGGACUCCGACUUCCGACGAACCCCCAUUUACACGAACGCACGCCCAUUUUUACUCGGCACGAUUUCGCCCUACGAACCUGGUUUCAACAUUCCUUUUCGAUUUCGAAGGCUUUCUAUGUUCAGCCUUCUAGGGGGGGAGCUCUGUAGCGCCCAAAAAGAUAACUCUUAUCUUUCGUGUACAAUUUACUUGU